Cladocopium goreaui is the source of this 1056-nucleotide messenger RNA. Lineage: Eukaryota; Dinophyceae; Suessiales; Symbiodiniaceae. The record is from the annotation of a GenBank genome assembly.
AUGACAGAGCUGAACAGCUGCCCCUUGGAUGAGUUGCUCCAGUUGGGUCUCAAUGCGAACGCAGCGCAGAGGAUCAUUGACCAUCGACCCUUCGGUCAUAUGGAUGAGGUGAUGGAUGUUCUGGCGGAUGUGGAUGCGAAGGACUUGCUGGCUGCCGCCUGCGUGCAGCCGUGCUGGGUGGUGCUCAACGACGAAAGAACGCUGCAGUGCUAUGAAAAUGUCAAGCUGCACUUGCCGGGCGGUGCGGACAAUGUUCAGCACGCCUGGUUUGGUGUUCCAUCUGAAGAGGGGAAGGGCGCAGACUGCACGGAAGCCGUCCAAAAGCUGCGGCGAGAGAACCGGGCUGUGAUCGUCUCCCCAGUCGCUCUAGGCUGCGAUCCGGCUCCAUGUGUCUUCAAGCAGUUCCGAGUUCAGUUGCGGGAUCCAAGUGGUUUUCGCGCAGAGGAGCCACGUCAGCUCAGACAGUGGAAAACAUUGGACGAAGUACCAUCUGCGCCUGAGGGCAAGUGGGUUGCUUUCAUUCGACAUGCUCAGGCAGGUCACAAUGUGGACCAUGCCUUAACGCAGACGCGCGACACCCAUUUGACAGAAGAAGGCAUUGCGCAAGCGUUGAGGGCACACGAAGGCUUGCCCGGUGACACCAUGUCCAAGGCCCAGGUGAUUUUCACCAGCCCCUUGACGCGGGCCAUGCAGACUUCGGGCUUGAUCAGAGGCCCCUGCUGUGUCCCGGUGCACCUUGAGCCGCUGAUCACGGAACGCUGGAGCGCUCCCUGCGACGAGGGUACCCGGGCGUCAGCGCUGAGGCGCGACGUUGACGCGCCGCCGCCGGGGCUGGAGCAGAAGAGCUCCUGGGAAGGCUGGGACUCGCUAGAAGAGCAAUGGUGGCCUCUGUGUGGGGAAGAUCAGUGGGCUCGCGCCGAUGAGUUCUUGGCCAAAGCCCGCGCCAUGCCGUUCGAUCGACUCGUAUUUGUCGGCCACGGAGGGUUUUGGGAAACGGUUACUGGCACAUACCUGAAGAAUUGUGAGGUCUUGUUCUGUGACCGUUCGCUUUGUUGA